This is a messenger RNA of Pyrus x bretschneideri (Chinese white pear), 2465 nucleotides long. RefSeq names its product pentatricopeptide repeat-containing protein At4g21065-like. Gene Ontology annotation, biological process: RNA modification. The coding region runs from base 533 to 1765 and encodes 410 amino acids. Gene Ontology annotation, molecular function: protein binding; RNA binding. The transcript is spliced from 3 exons. Lineage: Eukaryota; Viridiplantae; Streptophyta; Magnoliopsida; Rosales; Rosaceae. The record is from RefSeq and is a predicted model, not a curated record.
GUGAUGUAAAGAAUGCGGAAUAUGUUUUUGGGAGCAUUGUUUAUGAAGAAUCGAUCAUUGGGAAUCCGGUGAUAUGGAAUGUGAUGAUCUCGGGCUAUGUUGCGAACGGGCGUUUGCCACAAGCAGUGGAGUUGUUCCUAGAGAUGUUAGAAAUUGGUUUAUCACCAGAUACUUCCACAAUGGUCGCCGUUAUAGGUUUGUGCUCUCAGCUGUUGGAUUUAGCAUUGGGAAGGCAAAUCCAUAAGUUCUAUUAUAGCAUUCAAUUGAACCAUGAUGCAAGAGUUGAAACGGCUCUUAUGGACAUGUAUUUUAAAUGCGGUGAUAGCAAAGCUGGCCUUGAAAUCUUUCAAAGAUCUCAAAAUCGUAACAUUGUCAUGUGGGGAGCUAUCAUCUCAAUUUCGCUCAAGGCAAUCGUCCUCAUGAGGCAUUGAAUCUGUUCCAUAACUAUGUAUUAGAAUAUGGCUUUGUGGAUUCUGUCAUCGUAUUGGCUGUUCUGCGAGCCUGUUCUUCCUUGGCUGUUAGGCCUAGAGGCAUGGAAAUCCAUGGGCUAGUAGUCAAAAUGGGGUUUGAUUCAGAUGUUUUUGUCGGAGGUGCCUUAGUCGAUAUGUAUGCGAAAUGCAGAGACAUGGAGUCAGCUCAAAUUGUCUUUUAUAGACUACCCGCUAGAGAUUUGGUAUCUUGGAAUGCCUUGAUAUCUGGAUAUACUCAGAAUGAGUUUCCAGAUGAAGCUUUAAAGGCAAUCCUCGACAUGCAGUCCGAUGGAGUCAAACCCAAUGCCGUGACAGUUGCGAGUAUGUUGUCGGUUUGUGCUCAGUUGUCAAUCAUGAAGUCGUGCAAGGAGGUUCACGGUUACCUUUUAAGACAAGAAUUUGAGUCCAAUGUUCUUGUGAGCAAUUCCCUUAUAACUACCUAUGCAAAAUGUGGAGACAUAAAGAGCUCAUGGGCUAUAUUUGAGAGCAUGCCUGAAAGAACUGAAGUAUCAUGGAAUUCAAUUCUUUUGGGGUUAGGAAUGCACGGCCAUGCGGAUGAAACAUUCGGUUUAUUAGAGAAAAUGGAAGCAGCGGGAAUGAAGCCUGACCAUGCGACUUUUACAGCUCUACUGUCUGCUUGCAGCCAUGCAGGGAGGGUUGAAGAGGGAUUGAAAUAUUUUAAACGUAUGGUCGAGGAUUACAAAAUUGAACCUCAACUUGAACAGUACUCCUGCAUGGUUGAUCUUUUAGGCCGAGCUGGCCAUUUAAAACAUGCAUACGAUAUUAUUUUGGCAAUGCCUUGUACCCCAGAUGAUCGUAUAUGGGGAUCAUUGCUCGGAUCAUGCAAAAUUCACCGUGAUGAAAGACUUGCAGAAGUUGUGUCUGAUCAUAUCUUUGAACUCGAUCCUGCUAGUAUUGGUUACCGUACACUUCUUGCAAACUUGUAUGAAGAGUAUGGGAAAUGGAGUGAUGUUACCAGGAUUAGAUCCGAUAUCAAGGGCAGGGGGCUCAAGAAGACACCUGGUUGCAGUUGGAUUGAAGUCGAUAGUAAUGUUCAUGUAUUUAUGGCGGGUGAUCAGUCUCAUAAUCAGUUGGAGGAGAUAUAUGCUACAGUUGAAUGUUUAACAAAUGAAAUAAGGAAGGCAGGAUAUAUUCCUCAAUCACUUACAGUAAGUGUUCGGCAUGAUGAGGUUAAUCAUGAAAAUCUUUCAUCAUUUAAACAUGACGAUUUGCUGUUUCCGGUUGCAAGUAGAAACCAUAGCCGAACAGGUUCAGCAGAAUUGAUGAUUGGAUGAUUCUCAGUCAAUUGCUAGGCCAUGUUGCUAUUAAUAGAGAGGAAACACUUUCACUGUUUCGAGUGAUUGAGGAGGAUUGAGAUAUUCCCAUUCAGUGAGGCCUAUCCAUCUAUCUUUGCAAGCGGUUGGCCUUUGCAUAUGGAAGCAUUUCGAGAUGUUUUGCAGAGAGCAGUUGGCCAGUUGCAACAAGUGGCUCAGUCUCCGCGGGAUUCUGGAAUUCAAAUGAUUAAACUGACGGAUGAACGUAAAGUUUUACAGUCCCGUGAUCAUCCCAUUGAAAGCAGAUGAAACUGAAUCAUCUGCUGAGAAAACAAGGACAGUGUUGAGUGCUCAUUGUUGCUUCACGAUGGAUGUUUCACAACCUCUACGACAGUUGUCAUAGCUUUCUCAAUGGGAGUGGCUACUGAUGCUACAUCGCAACCAGUGUGUUGAAAACGUGUUUCUAAAGAUGUAGUGCAGCGAUGGUUAAGGAAGAACCUUGAGUCUUUGGAAUAUCGUCGGGAGCUGCCUGGAGUUUCAAGACAUGAAAAUGUCGUCUGCAGCUGAAAUAGUUUUCUGAGUUGGGUGUUUAUGAGACUAAUUUUCUGAAAUUCGUAAGAACCCGUCUGUCGGAAAAUGUACAAAUGACCUGCUCAACACUGUACAUAAAACAUGAAGAUUGCAGAUCCCGGUUAUGUGAAAUGCAUUUCUAAUUUGUAUA